AGACGAUACAAUGCAGAGAUCUCCUCUUCCUAGGUCCCGAGAUAUAUCUGAAUUCCGUGCCUCAGAAAUGGAUGCAGUUGGGCUUGUCUUUCUCAGCUCCGCUGAUGUUCAAAUACGGCUUACAGCUCUGGAGUUAUUGCGAUGUGUUAGAGCUCUAAAAAACGAUCUAAGAGAUUGCUCGACAAAUGAAUGGGGUGACAGUAAAUUAAAACUUGAACCAGAACCCAUAUUUAUCAUUGACAUCAUAGAAGAAAAUGGGGAAGACAUUGUUCAGAGUUGUUAUUGGGAUCCAGGGCGACCUUAUGAUCUGAGACGUGAGAUGGAUCCCAUCCCUUUGGAUGUGACAUUUCAAUCCAUCGUGGAGAGUGCUGAUAAAAGCAGAUGGGCCCGCUACCUUAGCGAAAUUGUGAAAUACGCAGCUGAACUUUGCCCGACCUCUGUGCAUGAUGCAAGAAGAGAAGUUGUUAAGAGUCUUGAGCACAUCACUCCUUCAGAACUAGGUGGAAAGUCUCAACAAUCACAAGAUUCUGACGCUAAGCUUGAUCAGUGGUUUAUUUAUGCAAUAUUUGCAUGCUCUUGCCCACCCAACAAAGAAUCCGGCAGCAAAGCAGCGAAAGACAUAUUCCAUGCAUUUUUUCCAUCACAGAAGGAUAUGCAGUAA
Messenger RNA from Lolium rigidum, 661 nucleotides. RefSeq lists its product as uncharacterized. Gene Ontology annotation, biological process: cell morphogenesis. Gene Ontology annotation, cellular component: cell cortex; site of polarized growth. The transcript has 3 exons. Lineage: Eukaryota; Viridiplantae; Streptophyta; Magnoliopsida; Poales; Poaceae. The record is from RefSeq and is a predicted model, not a curated record. The coding region runs from base 11 to 661 and encodes 216 amino acids.